UUGUAGGGAAGUCGGCCAAGUCCAUUUUAAUGUCAGAAAUAUAAACAAUUGAAAACUUUCGAAGUGAAAUUCUGACAAUAUUGUCUCUCAGCCAUGAUCAGUCAUUUGUAGAGCAGUAUUAUUGAAAUCUGUAAAAAAUAAAAAUGGUUGCCACUUGAAUAAUAAAGACAAGGGAAAUAAUUUAAAAAGAAAGACUUUUGUCAACUUAUAUACAGUUGAUGAUGAAGUGUAAACAAAAAAUGCUCAUUUUUUCAAUCUUUAUUUUUCACACAAUCACUACAGAGUUGCAGACAUUUUCCAUCAUCAUUGACAUGCAGAAUAUCUCCAGAUAUUCAACAAUAACUUCUCCAACAGUUUUUGACAAUGGGUGACUCCAGUUCCGACAGACCCCCACCCUGGGCUUCAAACAAUUUUGGGGCUCCCCAGGGUGAGGAUGAGCCAAGCAGCAGCUCCAUACCCUCCUCGUCAGGAGGGGGAGGGGCUGACCACCAGGUCCCAGACUUCGCUGACAUGUCACCAGCAUCAUUUGUCCAGGCAGCGUAUAGGGCUGAACAACGCUAUCAGUCUGAUAGUGAUGGCUUGCCUGGCCGAUAUGCUGCUGAUAGUUACAGUGUACAGUCUGUCCCACAUGUUUCCAUGUCAGCCUCCAACCAUGUAUACCAGGUGGCUGAAUCUUCCUACGAGGCCCCGCAAGACCCCUACCAGGAUAUGGGCUCCAGCAAUGAGGCCCAGAUUCUGCAGGAAAACUACUUGGACAACCCGCCAGUGGCAAGCAGUUCUCCGGUACAGUCUGCUCAUAUGCGUUACCAGAUGCAUCAGCUAGUGGUCAAUGCCCAGAGCCAGCUGGGUACCGAGUCUAGAGUUCUCUCCCCUGAUGUAGACAGCACUGUUGGCCAAUCAGGAGCCAGCAUUCUACACAGGCAGCCAAUCACAUCGCGAGGAAUCAGACUGCAACAAUUAGGUAUGCAUGGCGUGGCUAUGUCGUUUUCGCAAGGUGAGGUGUCGGCCUCAGAUGACCCUCCGAUCUCAAGUAGAGGUCAUCUCCAUGGCGACAGAGAGCUAGGUCAAGGUCACCAUGAUGACAUGGGUCAUGUUCAUCAUGGAGAAGUUGGGCAAGGUCAUGGUGAAGUGGAAAUAGCUCACUCCUAUCAAAGAGGUGCAUCACUGGUGAUGGAAGAUAUGGAAGGGGCCGUUAGUUCCCUGUCUGGAUCUGGUCCCAACGAGGCAGAGGUCACGGUCAGACAAAUAAACAAGGCCGCAAGACAGGCAUCAAUGGACAUAGAAUGUGGGGAACCGGACACCACACAGACAGACGAGGAGUUUAUUGGGAACCAGUAUAGUAGUGAAGGGGAGGAAGACCUUUCCCAGGUUAUACCAAGCCAGCCCCAGCAUAGCAACAUGGGAUAUGUCUUAGAGCCACACCAAAAUAUUCUGACAUACAGGCUGGCAAUGCAGUCAUCGGAUGCAAUACCAGUGUCAGCCAAUCAGAUUUCAGCUUCAAAUCUCCCUGACAACUACCCAUCCAGGAGUUCCGCCCUUCCUGUCAGUUUUGUCUCCAGCUCAUCAACAGCAAUCUAUCCAACCAGCAUUCAGGCUGGGAGCCAUCAGCAGAUAUCAACCAAUCAAAUGAAUUUGCCAGUCUUAUCAUCCAAUCAUACUCCAGUUAUGUCCUCCAAUUAUAUGCCAGUUUUGACAGCAGAACAGAAUUCAUCCUUCUCAACAAGUCAUGUUCAAGAAAACAAUCAGGUGGUUUCAGCUAUGGGUGUUAAUGUUAGCCAAGAAAUGUUUACAAUGGAGAGUAAACCUAGAAUAGAGACUUCAGGCCUUCCGAUAAUGGCUGGCUAUGAUGAGGGCGGUCUGGACUCCACCAGUCAAGGAGAGCCCCAGCCCAGCACAUCCAAACCAACCACAGGGGUAAACAGAAGGAAAUCUACCCGCAUCGCAGAGCAGGAUGACACUGGCAUCUUCCAAGCAAAGCCGGAGUAUAAACCUAGGCCCUAUGAUCCGAACAAACUGUGGUGUGAUGAAUGCAUGCAGAGUUACGAUGUGGAGUGCUCAGCCCACACACUGAUCCCCCUGCCAGACAAAAUAGUAUUCUCCCGUGCUUGGGCCAGUCUACCUUCCCAACUGCAGAUAUUCAGAAUGGAACAAACCAAUGGAGGGGAGACAGAGCUGGGUGUGUUUACAAAGAAGCGUAUCAACAAGCAGACUCAGUUUGGACCAUUUGUGGCGGAGCUGGUGGGGUCUAGAGAUCACCUGACCAGACAUACAUUCCCUCUCAUGGUUGAACAGCCCUCUGGUGAGGUAGCAUACUAUGAGGCAUGCGAUGAAAACAAGUGUAACUGGAUGAUGUUUGUACGGCCUGCUGCUAGCUUCGCGGAACAGAACCUUGUUGCUUAUCAGCACGGCCAGGAUAUCUUCUUCACAACGUCUAAGGAUGUGGACUCCAGGGAGGAAUUAAAGGUGUGGUAUGCAGCCCAUUAUGCUGACAGAUGGAACCAGCCGUACUAUACAGCCACGGAGCAGGACAUUGAAGCAAUGGAAGAAAAAGCUUGCAAAUACCAGUGUUAUGAUUGUACUAAAAGAUUUAAAACAAUGGCAGCCCUGCAGCGUCACAUGAUUAUCCAUGAGUCCAGUAAGAACACAGACACUACAAACAGUGGCACUGAGCCGUCAUCUAGCGGCGUGGAACUCUCCCCUGUACCGAAAAAGAGGCGAUCCCUCGUACCUCCCCAUAUAAGGAAAAAAAUGAUUGAGGCAAAGAAAGCUAAGCAAGAGGCGAGCACUGCGGUGGCCAAUGAUCCAGCCAGCCUUCUGUACUCCAGUCCUUCAUCUGGGAUCUUUCACUGGAAGAAACGAUCCACCAACAUUUAUCUUAACAAAAUGCUUAAGAAAUACCACAAGCGUCAUGAGAAUGAAGUUUUCCGGAAAAACAUCCAAUCCCAGAUCCAGUCAGGCACAUACCAGCCGCCGGCCUCAGAGCACACGUGUACUGAGUGUAACUUGACAUUCGACAAUCCCAGCCUGUACAAUCUACACAUACUCUCCCAUAAUGUGGAUGGCGACGUGGAGAAGAAGUUUUCUCCUAUACCGGAGCAAGUUAAUAUGAUGAUGAGUCCUGGAUCAAACCUUGGUACCAGCACGCAACCAUCGCAGAAUGACUCGGGAGUGUCACUACAGACGUCCUUUAACUGCCCGGUCUGUCCGUAUCAAUUCUACCGACAACAGGAUUUAGUCGAUCAUGUUAAAUGUCACGCUAAGCCACCAAGCAUGAAACGAGAAACAAGAGCCAGUCUACGACGCUUUAAAUGUGAAGAAUGUAACAGGACGUUCACAUCGGAGGCGAGACUUGAUGGACAUGUCAUUAGUCACCAGAUAGAAGACUCCAAGCCGUUCCAGUGCCCACAGUGCAAUAAACGAUUCAUGAACAACUCUGCGCUCUCCUGUCACUUGAAAAUCCACAGUACCGCAAAAUACUACCAAUGCCCGAUAUGCAACCUGGGUUUCGACCAUACAGCUGCUAUGAGGGAACACAGCUACGUGCAUGCCAACCAGAAUGGCUCUUUCAACUGUCCAGAGUGUGAGAAGGUCUUCCAAGAGUUUCUGGUAUUGAAGAAACACAUGAAGAACUUCCAUACGCACCAGCAACAUCCAUGCCAGAUUUGCGGGAAAGUUUUCCCGAGGUCAGACAAGCUGAGAAUGCACAUGCUGCGACACUCAACACUACGAGAGUUCAUGUGUGACACAUGUGGAAAACAGUUCAAGCGAAAGGACAAACUGAAGGAGCACAUCCAUAGAAUGCACUCUGUAGAGAGACUGGAGAAGGACAAGAUGAGAAUGCUGAAGCCUCAGAGCCGGAGGUUCAUCCCCAAAGUGGCACCCACAGAGUACCAUAGGUUCAUAUACAAGUGUCAUCUCUGUCUGCUUGGGUUUAAGCGACGUGGAAUGCUUGUGAAUCAUAUCGCAAAACGUCACCCUAAUGUGAAAAUUGAUUCUGUUCCUGAACUGAAUUUACCCAUUCUGAAAACUCAGAGGGAUUACUAUUGUCAGUACUGUGACAAAGUUUACAAAUCUAGCUCCAAGAGGAAGGCCCAUAUUAUGAAAAAUCACCCUGGGUCAGAGCUCCCCCAGAGUGGGCGCAAGAAAGUAAGUCUCACAGAAAUCCCUGGCGUACCUAAUCCGACCUACUCCCAGACAGUUGGUUCUAUCACGACCAUGCCACAUCAGUGUAGUCAUUGUCAUAAGCAGUAUGCUAGCAAGGCUAAACUACUUCAGCACCAGCGUAGGAAGCACCCAGGCACAUGCCCUGAUAGCAGAAACAGAGGUAUACCCCUACAUCUAACAAAGAUGGAACACGAUGCCUUACACACAUCAACAGACGCAGACGGUACAGUGACUGUAGCAGUGGAGCAUUACGAUGCUGAGGGCAACCAGGCACAGGAUGCUUCCCAAGCAACAGACCUCCUCACUCAAGCAAUGAGUGAACUCACACAGUCUGUAGAUUUCCGACAGAUAUCGGCUACCCAGGGAGUGGAUGCUGCCUCCUAUUUGGCAGGAAGAUUGAGCCAGGGUGGCCAAGCCAUGGUUCAGAUACAAGCAUCAGGCGCUGGCGGCUCAGGUACCAUAGAACUUGCCCAUCUAAGCCAGGCUCUGCAACAGUUUGCCCCGUCCCAGCUCCCUAUACAGGUGCAAGUCUCCUCUGGCAGCACAAACAUCCAGAUACCCAUCCUGGCCAGCAAUCCCACUGUCAGCGGGGCCCAAAUUCUUACGGUUGAGGCCCCAGAAGGGGUCAACCAAACACCGGGCACUUCCCAGGGAGGGCAGAUCAGCUUUCCUCCAAUCAGUAUUGUGUCUGGUACAUAUCUACCCAAAAAUUGGACAAACUAUGCCUACAAAUCAAUUGAGAAACACUUUUCUAACAACUAGGUCACAAAAAAUGUAAAUAAUACUGUGCUAUCUUCAAGGUCUCCACACAAGUAAUGUCCAUGCAUCCACAGUAUACCUGUAUCUUCAGUUUUAAAACACUUUUCAACCAACAAAUUGCCAAACAACUGAUUAAUGUUCAACAUGGAAAAGUAUUGUGCUUGUUUUCUUUGUUAAAAUUCAUGUUGUUGUUUUUUUGUAUUUUAUCAGAAAUUGACUUGUACACUAGGAAUCAAUUUUUUACAUGGGUCUUUUCCCACAAAAUUAUUUUUAUAUACUAAAAUAUCCCUUUUAACCAUUGAAUAUAGUUUUUUUUUUUAAACCUGCAGUUUUUCAAACAUGUGAAAAAAUGUACUUUUUGGCAUUAGGAAUAUGACAUAUAUAAAUCGCCGAAAAAAAAUCACUGAUGUACAUUUAUUUCCAUUUAAAUUAUAUGCAACAACAUAUGACUUAUUUAAUUUGCAGAUCUCUGUUAGUGUUAUCAAAUAUGGUACAUUUUGUCUAUUGUCUAGGCAGAGUUAUGUUAUCAAAUAUGGAACAUUUUGUCUAUUGUCUAGGCAGAGUUAUGUUAUCAAAUAUGGAACAUUUUGUCUAUUGUCUAGGCAGAGUUAUGUUAUCAAAUAUGGAACAUUUUGUCUAGGCAGAGUUAUGUUAUCAAAUAUGGUUCAUAUUGUCGAUACAGAGCUCUGUUAUCAAAUAUGGUACAUAUUGUCUAGAUAGAGCUGUAAUAAAAUAAACAUUUCUGUUAUUUUCCUACUUUCUAGCUUGCCUGUUAUUUAAAGAAAAAGUUGAUGUAUUCUUAUUAAGGCUUAGCAUUGUUGUUUGCAUGCAAAAACUAUAAUCUAGGCUAUAACUGAAAACAUGUUCAAGAUAUUCAGAUGAAACUUGGUGCACAUGUUGCAGAGAAAAUAUGCUUUAGAUAUUGUUGAGAAAUGUCCAUUUUCAUAACUGCAGAAAAACAGCAUGUUCCUGUGUGCUCCACAGUGCUUUUGAUGUUUUUUUAAUGAAAUGCACCAUGUACUGGUUUGUAAACGCCAUGUCCUGGUUUGUUAACGCCAUGAACUGGUUUAUUAACACCAUGUUCUGGUUUGUUAACUCCAUGUACUAGGUUGUUAAUGCCAUGUAAUGGUUUGUUAAGUCAUGUACUGGUUUGUUAACGCCAUGUACUGGUUUGUUAACGCCAUGAACUGGUUUGUUAACGCCAUGUAGUGGUUUGUUAACACCAUGUUCUGGUUUGUUAAUGCCAUGCUCUGGUUAGUUAACGCCAUGCUCUGGUUUGUUAACACCAUGUACUGGUUUGUUUAUGCCACGUAUGGUUUGUAAACGCCAUGUACUGGUUUGUUAACGCCAUGUACUGGUUUGUUAAUGCCAUGUUCUGGUUUGUUAACGCCAUGUACUGGUUUGUUAACGCCAUGUAAUGGUUUGUUAAGUCAUGUACUGGUUUGAUUUCGCCAUUUGAUGAUUUGAUAAUGCCAUGUUCUGGUUUGUUAACGCCAUGUACUGGUUUGUUAACGCCAUGAACUGGUUUGUUAACGCCAUGUACUGGUUUGUUAAUGCCACGGCUGGGUUUUUUAACGCCAUGAACUGGUUUGUUAACGCCAUGUACUGGUUUGUUAAAGCCAUGUACUGGUUUGUUAAUGCCACGGCUGGGUUUUUUAACGCCAUGUACUGGAUUGUUAACGCCAUGUACUGGUUUGUUAAAGCCAUGUUCUGUUUUGUUAACGCCAUCCAUGUACUGGUUUGUUAACGCCAUGCUCUGGUUUGUUAAAGCCAUGUACUGGUUUGUUAACCCCAUGUACUGCUUUGUAAACUGCAUGUACUGGUUUGUUAACAAUAUGUUCUGAUUUGUAAAGAAGCCAUUUCCAUUAAUUUAUUUUUUUCUAGUAAGUUAUUGAGAAUUAAAUGUUGUUAACUGUUAGUUAGAUAUUAUUUAUAGUGAUUUCUUGCAAUAAAUAUACUCAAACAUA
Messenger RNA from Mya arenaria, 6890 nucleotides. Its product is annotated as PR domain zinc finger protein 10-like. Lineage: Eukaryota; Metazoa; Mollusca; Bivalvia; Myida; Myidae. Bases 364 to 4926 code for a protein of 1520 amino acids. The transcript is spliced from 20 exons. Gene Ontology annotation, cellular component: nucleus. Gene Ontology annotation, molecular function: protein binding. The record is from RefSeq and is a predicted model, not a curated record.